CUUUAGGUCCACAGAGUCAUCACCCUCACAGGCCCAGCAGCAGCAGUCCAUCAUAAGACUGACCUGGGCAGCAGGCCACCAUAAGUUAACUGUGCAUCCGAGACCAAACUUAGUAACUUCCAAAGUCACAAGAGUUGUAUUAAGAACAUGUUCCAAACCCAUUUCAGAGAAUACCAGUGCACACAUCCAUAUGAAACAGUUUUCAUUGAGACGCAAUGGUGGACCAGUUUCAAGGAACAUGGAAAUCGGUUUCUUGUGAAAAUUUUGAAAACUACAUGAAGGAAUUGGGAGUAGGAAGAGCCAGCAGGAAACUGGGCUGUCUGGCAAAGCCCACCGUGACCAUUAGCAGGGCCGGAGAUCUGAUCACCAUCAAAACCAGGAGCAUCUUCAAAAACAAGGAGAUGUCCUUCAAGCUGGGAGAGGAGUUUGAGGAAAUCACACCACGUGGCCGCAAAAGCAAGAGUACAGUAAUCUUAGAUAAUGACUCCUUGGUUCAAGUCCAGGACUGGGAUGGCAAGGAAGCCACGAUCCGCAGGAGGCUGGUGGAUGGGAAAAUGGUGGUGGAAAGUGCAGUAAAUAAUGUCACCUGCACACGAACAUACCAGAGAGUUUAGAACACUCCAGCUCAAGGCCUCGGUCCUCUCGGCUUGUCAUCCAAACUUAUGAUGUUGUUCCAAUAAAACUCCCAAGUAAAGUCUUCGGAUGCUUGCACAA
Mastomys coucha (southern multimammate mouse) is the source of this 714-nucleotide messenger RNA. It is a transcript of the gene Fabp12, whose product is annotated as fatty acid binding protein 12. Gene Ontology annotation, molecular function: fatty acid binding. Gene Ontology annotation, cellular component: nucleus; cytosol. Gene Ontology annotation, biological process: fatty acid transport. Lineage: Eukaryota; Metazoa; Chordata; Mammalia; Rodentia; Muridae. The transcript has 5 exons. Bases 216 to 614 code for a protein of 132 amino acids. The record is from RefSeq and is a predicted model, not a curated record.